Ciona intestinalis (vase tunicate) is the source of this 2260-nucleotide messenger RNA. Lineage: Eukaryota; Metazoa; Chordata; Ascidiacea; Phlebobranchia; Cionidae. The record is from RefSeq and is a predicted model, not a curated record.
CAUACCAUACGUGUAGCAAACUCUUUACAACAAUACGAACGCAUUUAAACCUGGAAACACCUUAAACUUUAUUUUCAUGGCUUCAAUUUCUGGAGUCAACCAGUCUGUGGAAGCAUCUGCUGGGGACCAAGUUAAGCAGUUCAAAGAAUUUCUUUCUUCAUACAACAAACUGACAGAAGGAUGCUUUGCGGACUGUGUAAAUGACUUCACGUCACGAAAAGUGUCAUCGAAAGAGCUGGACUGUUCAUUACAUUGCUUGCAGAAAUAUCUAAAAACAACUGCUAGAAUUUCAUUGCGUUUUCAAGACCAUUUGCAACAAAAUAACACUUUUGCAGCUCAAAAUCCUGCAAAUUGAUCGUUAUUUAUUUUAUAGUGUUAAUUGUUGACAAAUUUGUAACACCUGCAAUUAGAAUUUUUGGCACUUGGUGCCUGUGUCACUCUACCAGUAUAUAUGAUCAACAUGUUACCGAUUAAAAAAUUUCCAUCCAAGUACAUAUAACCAUAUACUCACUGUUUGCAAACAUUUUUCACAAUUAAAAUUUUUAAAGGACCACAAAUUAGGUCUCGUCUUACCCUGAUAUGUUAACUUAUAGCAUCACAAAGAGAUUAUGUCUCAGCUCCGGCAUUUCAUCUCGCCAUUUAAGAAGAUUAAUUCAUAAAGAAGUUAGAGUUAGGUUUGCGCCAUCACCUACAGGCUUUCUUCAUAUUGGGGGUCUUCGAACAGCGUUAUACAACUACCUUUUUGCUCGAGCCAACAAUGGAAAAUUCAUCGUUAGAAUUGAAGACACAGAUCAGACGAGGGUCGUCGAUGGAGCAACAUCCAGUAUUCUAUCCACGCUAGAAUGGGCAGGAUUACAUCCGCAGGAGAGUCCGGAAAAAGGAGGAGAGUUUGGUCCCUACAUCCAGAGUGAAAGAAUCAAAAGUUAUCAAGCGAUAGCAAACAAGCUAGUAGACAGUGGAGCUGCUUAUCGGUGUUUUUGUUCUCAAAGAAGGUUGGCAAUUUUGAAAAAAGAUCAAAUCAAAAGAAAAGAAACUGGAAGAUACGACAACAGAUGCCGAGAAUUAACGGAUGCAGAAAUUAAUUCAAAUCUUGAUCAAAAAGUUCCCUAUGUCAUCAGACUUCGCUUGAAAGAUGAAUUUCACCAAAUUGAGGAUGCAUUGUUUGGGAAAGUCAGUCAUAAUGCACAUUUUGAGGGGGAUCCAGUUAUUUUAAAGUCAGAUGGGUUUCCCACCUACCAUCUUGCUAAUGUAGUAGAUGAUCAUAUGAUGCAGAUAUCUCAUGUGAUACGGGGAAAGGAAUGGCUGACAUCUACCACAAAGCAUGUUCAAAUAUACGAAGCGCUCGGCUGGGAAGUUCCCACCUUUAUGCAUCUUCCUUUACUCAUCAAUAAAGAUGGCUCAAAACUGUCAAAACGACAAGGUGAUGUUUACGUGGAAGAAUCAAGAGCAAAGGGGUAUUCCCCAUGUGCGUUACUGAACUUCAUGGCUUACUACGGUUCAGGGUUUCCAAAUAUUAACUUUCCUGUGUGUGCAUCAAACCACUAUGAACUGCUGAAUAUUUUGGAACAAUCAUUUAACCCUUACAGACUUGUUCUUUCUGAUGCUAUUGUCGACUUUUCGAAGCUUGACGACUUCAGUACAUUGCUCACAAAACAUAAGUUUGAAUCUAGUGAUAAAAAAGUGAUGCAGGGCGUCAGGAAAGAGCUGUACCAACUCUUAGAGCAGAAAUUCGAAAAAGAACUGAUUUUUAACCAAGAAGAAUUCACUGCAACAGAAAUUGAUAAAUAUUUAAAUGGAAUUCUGUGCAGUAGAAAGGGUCACAUUGUAAAGCUGAAUGAUCUAAUUAAAGAAGAAUAUGAUUAUCUUUGGUGUCGUCCACAACCACUAAUAAGCGAGGAAGAUACAAUGUUUCAUGAAUUUCUGUAUGACUUUAUUAGGUUCUUAAACACUGUAACAUGGGAACCAUUGGAUGUUGAAACUAUUGCUUCUUAUUUAAACAAUCAUGGGAGGGAAAAGGGCUUGCACUACCCUAAAGUUAUGAAGUUUCUACGCAAAUUACUGUCUGGAAGAGAGCAAGGGCCAAAGAUAGUGGACUUGCUGCUGAUGCUGAACAAGAGAGAAUCACUGCUGAGGUUGGAUAUAGCACUUUCUAACAUAGAACGAGAGAUAGAGGUCGAAUAUUUAAGAAAAAAAUAAUCCGUUGCUCCUACUUUUCUUUGCUGCCAUUUUAUGUCUUUACAAAAAAUAAAAAAAAAACAUA